CAGAUUGAGAGAAUUCAAGAUGGCUGCUUCAGGCUCCAGGUGAGGGUGCCACUUUGUCGCACCCAGGUUGAUACGCUCUCUUGCGGCUGACUGACGUUUGGAGCUCUGACUCCCAUUCCCCCCGACCUUCCCCGUUGCCGUGGAGACGCAAUGUCGUCCACGUCCUCCUGCUCGUCGUCGGGGGAGAACAGCCCAGAGGAUGUGCCCCGAGGUGGGGGCACCAUCCGCGUCUACCUCCCUAACAAGCAGCGCACGGUGGUGAAUGUACGGCCAGGGCAGACAGUCCACGACAGCCUGGACAAGGCUCUGAAGGUGCGCGGCCUGAGCCAGGAGUGCUGCGCAGUCUUCCGCCUGCUCGAAGGCCGUAAGAGGCUAACGGAGUGGAACACUGACAUCACGCCCCUCGUGGGGGAGGAGCUGCUGGUGGAGGUGUUGGAUGACGUCCCUCUCACCAUGCACAACUUCGUUCGUAAAACCUUCUUCAAGUUAGCGUACUGUGACUUCUGUCACAAAUUCUUGUUCAACGGCUUCCGGUGUCAGACGUGUGGUUACAAAUUCCACCAGCACUGCAGCAGCAAAGUGCCCACGGUGUGCGUGGACAUGGACACCAUGACCAAACGGUGUGUUCCCACUACAGAAGACUACCCCCAAAUACCCAUUCUAAUGAUGCCUGACGCUAACUCCAUAUCACAGAGCGACAUAGCCUUAACCCCUGAGCCUCCUGGGCCUGGGAUGUUGUCCCCACCAUCAGCGUUCCAUUUCCCCAUGCCGGGGGCGGAUGGGCAGUCCCUGCAGAGACACCGAUCCACUUCCACGCCCAACGUGCACAUGAUCAGCACGCUGGGGCCAGGCGCAGCUGGCGUCAUCGAGGAGGCAUUAAAACUCAACAACACGAUGGGGCCAGAACCCUCCCCCAAGCCCUCGACCAGCCCUCCUCAUCUGGGAUCGCCGGGCCGAAAACCCCCCAAGUCGCCCUCGGACCAUAAAGAGCGCAAGCCGUCCAGCUCCGAUGACAAAAAGAGAGUGCACCGCGUGGGUUACCGGGACUCCAGCUACUACUGGGAGGUGCACUCGCGCGAGGUCACCAUGCAGAAGCGCAUCGGCUCCGGCUCCUUCGGCACCGUCUACAAGGGCAAGUGGCACGGCGACGUGGCCAUCAAGAUCCUCAAGGUGACGGAGCCCACGCCCGAGCAGCUGCAGGCCUUCCGCAACGAGAUGCAGGUGCUGCGGAAGACGCGUCACGUCAACAUCCUGCUCUUCAUGGGCUUCAUGACGAAGCCGCACUUCGCCAUCAUCACGCAGUGGUGCGAGGGUAGCAGCCUGUACCGCCACCUGCAUGUCACCGAGACCAAGUUCGACACCAUGCGCCGCAUCGACGUGGCCCGCCAGACUGCUCAGGGCAUGGACUACCUUCAUGCCAAGAACAUCAUUCAUCGGGACCUGAAGUCUAAUAACAUCUUCCUGCACGAGGGCUGGACGGUGAAGAUUGGCGACUUCGGCCUGGCCACGGUGAAGUCGCGCUGGAGUGGUUCGCAGCAGGUAGAGCAGCCUAGUGGCUCCAUCCUGUGGAUGGCGCCGGAGGUGAUUCGCAUGCAGGAUGCCAACCCUUACACCUUCCAGUCUGACGUUUACGGCUACGGAGUUGUGCUUUUCGAGCUCAUGUCUGGGACACUGCCUUACUCAAACAUCAACAAUCGUGACCAGAUCAUUUUUAUGGUGGGCCGAGGCUACCUGUCUCCAGACCUCAGCAAACUGUACAGCAACUGCCCGAAGUCAAUGAAGAGGCUGAUCAUCGACUGUCUGAAGUUCAAACGUGACGAGCGGCCCCUCUUCCCUCAGAUCCUUGUAGGCAUUGAGCAGGUGCAGGACCUGCUCCCCAAGAUCGAGCGGAGCGCUUCCGAGCCGUCCCUGCACCGUGCCGUCCACGCCGAGGACCUAAACCCUCUGCUCCUGCACACCACGCGCUUCCUACCCCUGUGAUCCCUGGCCCGGCUACUGCCGUGUCCUAGGGGUUCCUGCGCACUUCCCCGUUCCUCCAGCACAUUCCCGUCAGCCCGGAGACCUUAGCAGUCACUACACACACGCAUCCAUGCACAUGUUUCUGUGAUGCAUUCUGUAUCUCGAUCGACACACCCGCAUCUUCAUGGACCUCACAGCCCCAGGAUUCUCCAGACCUUCUCGGAGUAGGAAUUGUAAUCGCCCAAAUGGAGCUCUUCUCAGUUCAGCACUUCCCUGCAAGAAACGAACUUUGUGUGUGAUUUAUCCACAGAAUUCACAAUAUUUUUGCUAGCGUGCUCAUAGAUGCAGUUUGUGAAAAAAAAGUGAUUGUAAUCAUGCCCCGAUUUCAUGUCGAAUGCACAACUUAAAAGAACAACCCCAAAGCUCUGCACACCUCAUCGGCUCACUUUUCUACAUCACGAAGUCGAUCACGUGUAGGCCGUACCCUCGUAGGACACGGACGACCGCGCAGAACUUUGAAGAGCACAGAAACUAGAGGAGCCCGCGAACACUACACGAUUCCGGUCUCGUCUGCUGAAUACCGGGAUCAGGCGGACUACCGCCGCUGCUCUUUGCAGCAUUGCAUCUGAACGUUCUCUUCCAGCUGCCUGAAUUUCCUGACAACAGAUUCAUCCCUUGAGUUUCCUUUUAACAAAAGUACCUGGAAAUGUACAAAAUAUAUUAAUGGUGGUUCAUUUCUUGAGUUCUCACAGCGUUGUGCUUGAUUUGUUGCGCGUUCCUCUGGGCUUGGCAAUCCUGUAGGUCAAACUGGGCAUUUGUGUCACAGUCAUCAUCCUGUCAAUACUGUAAGUCUCGUCAAAACUUGUCCAAGGUAUGGACUCACUUAGUAUUCCCUUAAAGUAUCAAAGAUUUCUUCGUAUUCUGGGGUUGCCGUCUAGGGGUCUUUUUGUUGCCUUUUUUAGUGAGCCAGUCGGUUCUUCCGGCAAAGGAUUCCCGCCCUCCACCCCAUUGUCAGGACUGUUACCGGUUUCUGCCGCGCGUCCAGCCGUCUGGGCUGUCGAGUUAUGUGGCGUGUCGACUCAGGAGCGCAGACGGUUGUGGCGAUUGGUUACAGGCUACGUUUGCAUUAGUACGUGUGUGUGUGGUCUACUGGGCUGUUGGUCGGCUGGGCCAGCUAUGGAUCUGUAAACAUCUCAUUGCGGAAGACUAGCACUGAGGUUUGUGAUCUCUUAGAUAAGGCGGGUGCGCGGCCGGAUUGGCGCUGGUGGCGGCGUUUGCCUGCGAGGUGUGUGCUCGCUAGUGUUUUAGAAACCAAAGUUCCCAAAUUGGGCCCACCGUGCCUGCUAGGGCUUGCCCUCCUAACGGGGAAUGCUGAGAAAGUGUUUCUCGUGGUGGUGGGUCGACAGGAAACCGCAUGGUGAUUGGUCAGACGGCAUGGUGAUUGGUUAGACACAGGUCACGAGAGAGGAGCAGCCAUUGGUCUGUAAUAAGGUCCUUAGAACAGAGUUGGCAGCACUUUGAGCUGAUUUUUUUGGAGCGGCAGAUAAUCAGGAAAAAAAGUAGUGUCAGCAUCUUAACAGAUUCCUUUUCAAGUUUCACAUUUCUCUCGCUAACGUUCUGAACGUUUCCACGUUGGAUACAGGUUGAAGGCUUGCGUUGCCCUCUGCUGUGCUUGGGAGUCUAAAUGAAUACUGUAGUACAACAGUAGAGCCCCUGUUGGGAGAGCCGUGCUCUCUUCAGACAGAAGCGGACACGUAGGUGUCUGUUAGAGCGCCACCUGCUGCCGGAGCCGUGUGAAGAACACGGCCACAGAGCGAUCUGGAGCACAGUAUGGAAGAGCGGCACAAGAAUGUCAGUGCAACGGCACGGUUCAGGCUCCUGUGUGUGUGUGUGUGUGUGUGUGUGUGUGUGUGUGUGUGUUUCCUAAAGCAGUAUCACUGACUGUCUUAUGCAUGAUUUAAUGGGGCCUUAUGACCAACAGAUUUGCUUUCUUUUAAAUGGCUGUUUAGAGUACAUGUAUAAUAAAUAAUUUAGCAUAACUGACAGCUUUUCCGAUAUAAACUUUGCUAGUCGUUCAGUAGAGUCUUUGUAUUUAAAAGGGGCUGGUUACCCUUUACUGUGUACUCUUUCCUAAUUGGUUGUGAUUCAAGAGGGUGGUGUAUUCUUAGCCUCAGAGUAACACGUGUUUUAAAUUUUAGUUUAUUUUUCAAUUUCCAUAAAAUACUUUUUAGCAUCAGAAAUACCUUUUUGCCAGAAGCAGUUUUGAAACUUGCUUAUCUAUUCAUUGGCAGUUUUCUUUCAUUCUGUAGUUAUAAAUGUGAAUUAUUGUUCGCGUUAUAAUUCAGUCUCCGCAAAUGGCACGCGGCUAUCCGUGAUGGAUUUGUGCUGGGUGUAGUGGCAGUGUUCUGACUUAAUGGCACCCCCUAGUGAAAGACAGAGGUGUAAUGAGAGUCUGCAGGGGGCUUACAGAACUGCAGUGGAGAGGUUUGGAUGGGUGUGUCUUAUUCCUUGACUAUUUAUUGUUUAUACUAUAGGUGAUUAUAAUAGACUUGCGAAUGAAAGGUGUGUGUUUUGUAUGUGAGGUGGAACACAUUUAUCCUGUUGUUGCAGACAGGGCCUUAGGGUGUGUGUGUUUGUGCGCGUGUACAGGUCUCUGCUUUUUUUUUUUUUUUUUUUUUUUUUUUUUUUUUUUGCAGUUAGCAAGAAAAUACUCGGUACUUCUGUUAGGCCCCACGCCAACAGGAUUCUAACAAACGCUCAUUAUCUGAUAUCUACAUGCUGCGGCUCGACCGUUGCGGGCACAUUUCCAUGGCGUGUACAGGGUGGAUGCUGCUGUAUCGAUGGAGAGACUGCAGGGAGGAUUGCACCAGUGUCAGCCUCAGUUCCUACAGGCUUGCACAAGUAUACUCUAAUACUUGCAGCAUUUACAUAUUACCCACUGGGACAAUACUGCAACUGGGUUGCGAGACGGGUUCAUCUUUUUUGUUUUAAGGUGUGUUUCUGGUUUUUUUUAUACUUUAGGUCCUUGUUAGAAUUUGGCCUUUUAAAGCUUGGACAGGUGUCUCUCCAGUUCCUUAUCUAAAAGAUCACAUCUCUCAGACAGCGUCCCAGGACUGAGAAUUCCCCUGCCACUCGUUGUCGUUGGUGACGCCGGGACCUUGUGACUUGGCGAUCCUUUCUGAACGUCGGCUGCGGAAGGUUUCCUCGGUAACACCACAUUCCUGGUUCCGGGGUUUGGUAGACGCAAAACACAAGAAGCAAGUGAGCCCAAACGACAGCACUGACUCGCACAGUGAACAUUUCACCCCUUUUAUGACCACCGUUUGCAUGGAAACAGUUUAAUCUGGCCUUUCUUAUGUUAAAGGCUCGAUAAAGAGUUAAUCAGAAGGGCAUCGUUUCAGUUCUUGUCUGUUCAGCAUGAUGGAAAUGAAGAGUCAUGGUGUAUCACGUUUAUUUGUAGGCUUUUUAAAAUCUAUUUGAGGAUUUAAAAAAAUAAAUUAAAAUUAAAUAGAAAAUCAAUCUUUUGAAAUUGUCACAUUGCACAUUCGUGUGCUUGUCCUGAAACUCAGUAGAGGGGACAUGAGCUCCUCCAGAACCUACAUGACUAUUACGGAAGGGGCAAUAAUAAAAGCUCCAGUUCAGUGCCCCUGGUGUUCCAGCUGAAGGCACCUGGGGCGGGGGAGGGGGGUGUAGGUCAAAAUCAGUCCGCUUUCUUUUUACCGCUCAGAACACGACAAAUGCUCACAUUUGUUAAAUUUUGCAUAUUUUAGGUGAAUUGCAAUAAUUUGUGUGUAUAGUUGAAGAGGUAUGAGGGGCGUUUAAGUUUGCAAUAAAGGGUGUAUUCUGCUGUGUACAGUUACAUUUUUUUAUGAUUUACUUUAAAUUGUUCUUGUUUCUAUUUUUGUGUGAUUGCUUCAAAAAGAACAAUUAUUUUAAAAAAAUGUAAAGGAAAUCUUUAGUAUUUUUUUAGGGUUAUUAUUUUUAUUUGGUCUUAAAAUAUGGAGGAGACAGGACUUUUAUUCUUAAAAUAAAACUGUGGAAUUAUGA
Messenger RNA from Electrophorus electricus (electric eel), 6006 nucleotides. RefSeq names its product A-Raf proto-oncogene, serine/threonine kinase (gene araf). Gene Ontology annotation, molecular function: MAP kinase kinase kinase activity; ATP binding. The record is from RefSeq and is a predicted model, not a curated record. Gene Ontology annotation, biological process: protein phosphorylation; MAPK cascade. NCBI's taxonomy places the organism in Eukaryota, Metazoa, Chordata, Actinopteri, Gymnotiformes, Gymnotidae. Gene Ontology annotation, cellular component: cytosol; mitochondrion.